CACCGGCCUGGAGGGGUCCUGCUGCCCCCUGCCUGGCCCCGGCUCAUCCCGUGCCGCUCCUGCAGCCUGCCGGCACAUCAGAAGGUGGCCUUGCCAGCUCUGUCCCCCACGAUGCAGAUGGGCACCAUUGCACGCUGGGAAAAGAAGGAGGGUGACAAGAUCGGUGAAGGGGAGCUCAUAGCAGAGGUGGAGACAGACAAAGCAACAGUUGGCUUUGAGAGCCUAGAAGAAUGCUACUUGGCCAAGAUCCUGGUGCCAGAAGGAACAAGAGAUGUUCCUAUUGGGGCCAUAAUAUGUAUCACAGUAGAAAAGCCUGAAUAUAUUGAUGCCUUUAAAAAUUAUACUCUAGAUUCUGCAGCAUCUGCCCCUGCUGCAGCCUCAGUGCCUCCCCCUCAAGCUGCAGCUCCCUCACCACCAACCCAACCUUCUCCUCAGGCUCCUGGCAGCUCUUAUCCUCCUCAUAUGCAGAUCACUCUCCCUGCCCUGUCACCUACCAUGACAAUGGGCACAGUGCAGAGAUGGGAGAAGAAGGUCGGGGAGAAACUGAAUGAGGGAGACUUACUGGCAGAAAUUGAGACAGAUAAAGCCACAAUAGGCUUUGAAGUGCAAGAGGAAGGCUACUUGGCAAAAAUCUUGGUGCCUGAAGGAACAAGAGAUGUGCCAUUAGGAACAGCUCUCUGCAUCAUUGUGGAGAAAGAGUCUGAUAUUCCAGCGUUUGCUGACUACCAAGACACUGCAGUAACUGACAUGAAGGCACAAGCUCCUCCUCCUCCUCCUCCACUAGUGGUGGCAACUCCUGCUGCUGCUCCUCCUCCCCAGCCUGCUGUUCCUUCCACUCCAGCAGUCCCCACAUCUGGGCCACCUCCCCGGAAAGGAAGGAUCGUGGUUAGUCCCCUGGCAAAGAAAAUGGCAGCAGAAAAAGGAAUCGACCUUGCCCAAGUGAAAGGUACUGGACCAGAUGGGAGAAUCACAAAGAAAGAUGUGGAGUCAUUUGUGCCACCAAAGGUUGCUCCAGCUCCAGCACUAGAGGCAGUUCCUGCAGCUGCUGCAGUUGCAGCAGCACCAGUGGGGACCUUCACAGAUAUCCCUAUCAGCAACAUUCGGAGGGUCAUUGCUCAGCGGUUAAUGCAGUCUAAACAAACAAUACCUCACUACUACCUUUCUAUUGAUGUAAACAUGGGAGAAGUACUGGUGCUAAGGAAGGAACUCAAUCAGGAGGCCUCGGAUAACAUUAAGCUUUCUGUCAAUGACUUCAUAAUUAAAGCUUCUGCUCUGGCAUGCUUGAAGGUGCCUGAGGCAAAUUCUUCAUGGAUGGAUACAGUUAUUAGGCAAAAUCAUGUAGUGGAUGUUAGCGUUGCAGUUAGUACUCCUGCAGGGCUUAUAACCCCUAUUGUGUUUAAUGCACAUAUAAAGGGCCUGGCUGCCAUUAGUAAGGAUGUGGUUUCCUUGGCAACUAAAGCCCGAGAAGGUAAACUUCAGCCUCAUGAAUUCCAGGGUGGUACUUUCACAAUUUCCAAUUUAGGAAUGUAUGGGAUUAAGAAUUUCUCUGCCAUAAUCAAUCCACCUCAAGCCUGCAUCCUUGCAGUUGGUUCCUCGGAGAAAAGGCUAGUGCCAGCUGAUAAUGAGAAAGGAUUUGAUGUGGCCAGUGUGAUGUCUGUUACACUUAGCUGUGAUCAUCGUGUUGUAGAUGGAGCAGUUGGAGCACAGUGGCUUGCUGAAUUCAAGAAUUUCCUUGAAAAGCCAGUAACCAUGCUACUAUAAUUUAACCAUGCAAGCAAAAUUUUCCUGGGUCACACGGUUUUGUUUUAAACAAGCUAUUUAGACUUCAGUGUUCAGACUUAUUAAAAGACUUCCUUUUUUAUUUUAAAUAUGUAUUAUAUUAUCUGGUAAUCUUAUUACCAGUUGUACAGAAAAA
Messenger RNA from Tauraco erythrolophus (red-crested turaco), 1915 nucleotides. RefSeq names its product dihydrolipoamide S-acetyltransferase (gene DLAT). The record is from RefSeq and is a predicted model, not a curated record. Gene Ontology annotation, molecular function: dihydrolipoyllysine-residue acetyltransferase activity. Gene Ontology annotation, biological process: pyruvate decarboxylation to acetyl-CoA. Gene Ontology annotation, cellular component: pyruvate dehydrogenase complex. Lineage: Eukaryota; Metazoa; Chordata; Aves; Musophagiformes; Musophagidae.